Molecule: messenger RNA, 1405 nt
Organism: Paramecium sonneborni
Lineage: Eukaryota; Ciliophora; Oligohymenophorea; Peniculida; Parameciidae
Source: the annotation of a GenBank genome assembly
AUGAUUAAUACUAUAACAAUUGGGUUUUUGUUUCUCAAUUUUCUCGAAGUAAUGACAGCCAAUUUUGAAAUAUCUAUUUCAUAAUCUACCUUAUAUUCAUAAAAAAGAAAUGUGAAUGCAAUUUCAACUAAUACAACUUUUAUUGUUAAUUGCAAAAUUUUAUAUGCUUAGUAUUGUUCAAUUGAGCUAAAUUAAACAUAAACUAGAUCAGCUGAAAUAGCAUUACUUUUUUUGGAAGGACAAGCACCAUUUUUAGAUUAAAAAGAGGAUUUAAUUUAUGAUGGUAUGGAUUAUGACAGGUAUUAAAUAUAGUAAAUAUAAUUGAUAGUUAUGUAUAAAAAAAGAGAAAUCAUUUUAUUUUAAUACCAAGUUCAAAUGAUAAAGUAUAUUUUACUGUAUUGACAAAUGUUCCAAUUUCCUUUGAUAUAUAUUUAAGAGGAUCAUAAACUAAAUUAUGUCCAAAUGAUUGCCAAGGAAAUGGAAAAUGUUUGGAAGGAGUAUGUAAAUGUGAUAAAGGUUUCAUAGCUAGAGAUUGCUCAUUAAAAGCUUUAUAAUUAGAAGAAGAUUAAAAUAUAUCUGUAAAUGGUUCUCAUGAUCCAAACUUUUAUUGUUAUUAUGAAAAGUAUGGAACUUAAGAUUUAAGACUUGAAAUAUCAGUAAUUAUAAUUUUUAUGAUAUAGACUAAAGAUGAUUUUAAUGAAACUUUAGCAUAUAUACUUAUUCCUGAUUUAGUAUAUUUACCAACUAAUAAUUUCUUCAAUGAUGCAGCAAGAAUAACAAAAUAUUCUCCUUUGAUAAGAGAGAUAGAUUAAAGAAGCUCAAGAAAUCAAGAUAAUUAUGAUUCAAUUCCAGAUCGAUUAAUUAUUUUACUUCAAGGAGGUUAAUUUAAUAUUAAAUUGGAAUCAAUCUCAGAAGAUAACAAAGGAGAUUAAAUGAAAACUAUUAUAAUUAUUAUUUGUAGUGUUGCAGGUUCAUUAUUAAUUUGCUUUUGUAUCUUUUUAAUUAGAAGAGCAAGAUAAAAGAGAUCUUCAGAAAAAUAAUCACCAGAAGACUAUGAAAUGAGAGAAAAACAAUUUACAUAUGGAAGAUCAUCAAUUAAAAAAGAAGAUGAAUUUGUCACUAUGGAUAAUUAAAUCUAAUCAAAUGAAUUAUAAGAUAAUUGUGCAAUUUGUUUAGAUCCUUUAUCCAAUAAACAACCUAUUAAAUAUACUCCAUGCAAGUAUAUAUCUAAUACAAUUUUAGACAUAUAUUUCAUGCUAAAUGUAUUGAAAAAUGGCUUUAGAAAAAUUAAUUUUGUCCUUUUUGUCGAUUCGAUUUAAAGAUAGACAAUUUGACAUAAUAAAAAUAGUUACAAAUUAAAAUACCUGUGACCAAUCAAAUUAGAAUAAUUAGAAGAAAUAAUUGA